UGGUUCUUCAGCGUUCCCGAUCCGAAAGGUACAUAUUACGAACUGGUAAAAAUUCUUCUCGAACGUGGCGCUUCUCCUAAUGAAUCUGAUGGUUAUCCAAUCAUCAAAUCUGCUCAACUUGGACGAAUCAAGAUGGCUAGGCUCUUAUUAACCUUCAAUGCUAAACCUGGUAUCAAGGAUAACAUGGCUUUGAAGGUGUCCGCAAAAGAAUCUGAUUUUGACAUGGUCAAUUUGUUGAUAGAACGCGGUGCAAAACCUGAUUCAGAUACUUUGAGGAUAGCUGUGGAAAGGAAACAUUGGAAUAUGGCCCAACUAUUGAUUAAACAUGGAGCUACGCCUUCUCCUGAUGUUGUGGCCGCUUUUGAGAAAAAUAAAUGA
Funneliformis caledonium is the source of this 378-nucleotide messenger RNA. The record is from the annotation of a GenBank genome assembly. Lineage: Eukaryota; Fungi; Glomeromycota; Glomeromycetes; Glomerales; Glomeraceae.